Messenger RNA from Aureobasidium vineae, 828 nucleotides. The record is from the annotation of a GenBank genome assembly. Lineage: Eukaryota; Fungi; Ascomycota; Dothideomycetes; Dothideales; Saccotheciaceae.
AUGCCUCCAAUCCCCUCACUCGUCUCUGCACAGUACACGUCCAUCCCCACCAGCGGCAACACUCCCAUGGUCAUCUGCUCGCACUGCCAAACCUUCAAACUGCCCCGAAACUCGCUACGCAGAAAGGAAGAACACCUUCGCACCUGUCCCUCCUUUGCUCUCUCCNCCUUGGCCACCCAACGAGACAUCAAUGGCAGAACUAUGCUGGAGGACUCCAUCGCUAGAAGGGCUGGAAGAACAAAACCAGGAAACUCGAACAAGACAGAGGAAGAAAGAGAAGUGCUCAGGCUUAGGAGAUUGGGUGCUGUGCUCGCUUAUGGAAAUGUCAACGGGGAGUUGCAAGAGGGUAUUCAAGAACGUGUUGAACGUAUUCUUAGAGGGGAGAGUUCGAUGCUUGGGGCACGGGGUGUUGGCAAUGCUAGCGAACAAAGAAGAGCACCAACGUGGCAACCAUCAAACUACGACAAUGGAGGCAACAACGAUGACAGCUUGGACGCUUUCGGAACCUCAGACUUCGAAACACCUACUACCACUGUCAACAACACACAUCAAACCAUGGCCGCACUUCUAGAAUCGGCAACAAGAAAUUCGCACACACCACUUCCUCCCGCGUCGAUGGAGAACUCGAGGAAAAGACCACUGCCAACUGACCUCGACAACACUUCCACAUCACAACAAGGCAACACGAAACGCUUCAAACACGCAGAACUCUACCUCGAUGAAGAUGACCUCGCCUUCAUGACCUCUGCUCAGACGGCCAGAGAAGAGCGAUUUGCUGCUUUGGUGGAGAGGCUUGCUAGACUCGUCAGACUCAGAGACAUGAGAUAA